AGGGGAAGGAAGCCUCUCGCUGGGAGCUGGACGAAGGGAAAGAAGGCAGAAGCCAAGCCUAAGCGACUCCAAGGGGACCGCGGGAGUCCGGGAGGAGGAGAGCAAGCGCGGGAGCCCAGACGCGCGGCGGCGGCGGCGCGCCUCAGCCCUCGGAGCGCCUCGACGCUCGGAGCGCCGUCUUCCACCCCCUCGGCGCCCCUCCUUCGCCCUUCAAGGCCCGGGCCAGGGACCGCCCUCCGUUCCUUCCUCCUCCCCUUCACUCGGAGCCUCGCGUUUUGCGCCUUAGCCUGCCCGCCACGGAGACGAAGAAGACGAAGAAGGCCGAGGCUGGCUCUUCACGCGUUCCUUCCAAAUUUCCUCGCUUGUUGUUUUUUAUUUGUCCCCCACCCACCCGCCGUUCCUUUCUUUUGCUCUCCUCAAGGGUGUCUGGCCCGCUCCCAGCAGAAGAUGGCCGGGCUCAACAGCAAGACUAGCGCAGCCGAGACGCCGGGACGCAGCGGCCGAGGGGUCGUGAUUUCAGAUGAUUGGCCAGGCUACAGUUUGGAUUUGUUUUCUUAUCCACAGCAUUACUGUGGGGAUCUCGACUAUGUGCUCAUACCACAUGGCAUCAUUGUUGACAGGAUAGAACGUUUGGCCAAAGAUAUCAUGCAAGACAUUGGAUACAAUGACAUUGUGGUUCUCUGUGUACUUAAAGGUGGCUACAAAUUCUGUGCUGAUCUUGUGGAACAUAUUAAGAACCUCAGUAGAAAUUCAGAAAAGUUCAUCUCCAUGAAAGUUGAUUUUGUCAGACUGAAAAGUUAUUGUAAUGACCAAUCCACACAAGACACCCAGAUCAUAGGUGGAGAUGAUUUUUCAAAGCUGGCUGGAAAGAAUGUAUUAAUUGUGGAGGAUAUCAUUGGAACUGGUCGGACAAUGAGAGCUCUCCUUGACUACAUUGAAAAAUGCAAGCCCAGAAUGGUUAAGGUGGCAAGUUUGCUGCUGAAAAGAACAUCUCAACCUGUUGGGUACAGACCUGACUAUUAUGGAUUUGAAAUUCCAGAUUUAUUUGUGGUGGGCUAUGCCUUAGACUACAAUGAAUACUUCAGAGAUCUGAAUCACAUAUGUGUGAUCAAUAAUCAUGGGAAAGCCAAAUACAGAAUCUAACAUAUAACUGAAGUGGAAGACUGACAUUCCUCUGGAAACAUUCCCUGACAUCUGAUUCAAAUGACAACCACCUCCUUCGGACGGGACUAACAAGUGACAACAUUCCAAUGUGGACCUCCUUGGACUCUUGUCAUAGAUUGCUUCCCUCAUUCCCUUGAGACUUUCUAAAGGUAAUCAGAAGAUGCUGAAGCCAGAGAAGUCCAAACCUUUCUUCUAACAAUAAUGUUUCACAUACAAAGUGAGCUGAAGUUCUUUUUAAUACCAUGAUCCCCAUAUGUGAACAACCAGUGAGUACAAAUACAUUAUAUACAAAAUCAUCUCAUAACCAUAUGUGGUGUUGUAGGGCUGCCAUAGGAUUUGGUGAAUUCUGGUGGUACCAGUUAUUGCUUCUGUCUCUUUCAAAUAACAUGUCUGGACCUUCAUUUGAGCCCUUCUUAGCAAUCCUGUGAAGCAGAUUUAAGCAGAGAGAGAGGGAGAGAAGGAGUGCGGGAGAGAGAGACUGACCAGCACAAGACACCCAGAAAGUGUCACUGCUGAGUGCAAUGUAGUUUUUGUGUGGGCCCACUACUUACUGUACACACACACACACACGCACGCAUGGGCAUGCUCGCUUACAUGUAUACAUGUUGGAUGAAAAACAGUGAAUUGCGACUCCUGGAAGUCUCCAGAAAUGGUGAUACUAAAUGAGUUUCAGGCCACUGUGGACCUUUUUGAGCCUUUAAAACCUUUUUUUCCCUUUCCUCCAAAUCCAGAAGUAGAGGGGCAUUGUGUUUUUUUUUUUCAUUUGGGCAAGACCUGUGUGGUCUCAGGAAGUAGGCCCCCUCCAGAUUCUCAGCACAUGAACAUCCCUUGAAUCAGUGGAACGAUUUCUUUCCUCCUGCCUCUACAAAUGGAGAAGAAUCAGCUCAAAGACCUUGGGCAAGUAGUUGCCUUUUCUGUUUUUUAAGUGGUGCUUGGAUUUUUCCCUCCACUGAGGAUUUUCCCGCCUCUCAAUUGGACUGUCUUCACGGGAUUACUGAAGGAAAGGAUGAAUUAUGAAAGCAAACGACGUGCAAAUAGCAGAAAAAUAGAAGUCAACUAUAUCAGCAGUGCAUUGUUCCCCAGCUCCUUCAAUUCUUGAAGAUUUCAUUGUUGACUGUGGAUUUGAACCCAGGUAUUCCCAGUUUGAGUUGUUUGCUUUAAUCUUGAUUGGGGAACCUUAGGCUAUAGGGUCUAUUCUUGCCCUUCUGCAUUACCCCCAUAACAUUAUCAUAUUGCAGUUUCACAAUUUUUAUUUAUUUUUCUUCAUUCUGAAAGAUUGAAAUUCCUCCUCAUAAAGCUUAGGGUCAGGUCACAUAUAUAGGACAGGCAUGCAUUUCUUCUUAUAAUAUUAGUUAUGUCUACAGGUAUGCAAAUCUUUCUGUAUUACAUGUCUGAGUUAUCAGAUGUACAAAUGAAGCCAUGCUAUCUUCAAAACAACUAGUUACAAAACAGCUUAAGCCUUAAUGCUUUUUAGAUAUGGAACUGGCAUUUCAUCUAGUGAAGUCCUUAAUUACUGAUAGGAUGAGCUGUAAGCUAGAAUAUACUGGUUGGUCCUGCCCUCUACAAAAACAAAGCCACCCUGGGAAUGUCUAGGAAACUGGAUCUAGUCCUAGGCUGAAAAAGGUUCCCUACCCUUGCUCUAACCACUGCUCCAAGCCACUUCUGUUCUUCUUUUUUAUUUUGGUGCUUUGAUUCUCCUGUAGCAUUACCAUGAUAGAGAGUCCUACCUGACAGUCUAUAGCUGUGAGCCCUGCUAAAUGUAUUAUUAAAUAGUCAUUAAGUAAGUAUAGAGUGGAUACAGUAUUGAACAAGCCUAUUGCAGAAUGGGAAGCUGUAAAGUUACUUUUUUAUGAUUAUGAUUCGCAGAAUCCCCCAGCCAACAUGGGCCACCUGGCUGGGAUAUUUUGGAAGUUGCAGUUUAAAAAAAAAACACUAGCUGUUCUCUUCUCUGUGAAAACAGGAGACACGGUCCUUAUGUCUGUGAGAAAAUAAGGUGACGAUGAAAUUCCUAACUAGGAAAUGCCUCUGGAAUGGUUAAAUGUGGCCUGUAGCCACAGUUUGGUCUAGUAGAGCAUUUUUUUUUUUUGUUAGCUCACACAGCCAAAUCCUCUUGAUGUCCACAUACUGUCCAUGGAGGCAACUGGAAAUAAGCAUAAAGCUAAAAAAAAAAA
Messenger RNA from Pogona vitticeps (central bearded dragon), 3335 nucleotides. It is a transcript of the gene PRTFDC1, whose product is annotated as phosphoribosyl transferase domain containing 1. Gene Ontology annotation, biological process: purine ribonucleoside salvage. The record is from RefSeq and is a predicted model, not a curated record. NCBI's taxonomy places the organism in Eukaryota, Metazoa, Chordata, Lepidosauria, Squamata, Agamidae. Gene Ontology annotation, cellular component: cytosol. Gene Ontology annotation, molecular function: hypoxanthine phosphoribosyltransferase activity.